Molecule: messenger RNA, 978 nt
Organism: Mobula hypostoma (lesser devil ray)
Lineage: Eukaryota; Metazoa; Chordata; Chondrichthyes; Myliobatiformes; Myliobatidae
Product: probable G-protein coupled receptor 139
Exons: 2
Coding region: 1-978 (325 amino acids)
Biological process (GO): phospholipase C-activating G protein-coupled receptor signaling pathway
Cellular component (GO): plasma membrane
Molecular function (GO): G protein-coupled receptor activity
Source: RefSeq, a predicted model, not a curated record
AUGUUUGAAACAAUUUACCGUGUGAGGAAAAUAUAUUACUUGGUCAUUGCCGUCAUCGGUGUUCCUGUGAAUUUAGUGGCGAUUGUGAUCCUGUCCAGGGGAAAGUGCGGCCUCUCCACCUGCACCACUCGCUACCUGGUGGCCAUGGCAACGGCGGACCUACAAACUAUCAUCUUUGAGGUCCUACUGUGGCGUGUCAGUUAUUAUUACUUCUCCGGAUCAUUCCUGGACAUCACCCCCGUGUGCAGUGUAAUCUCUUCCCUGGGAGUAGCAGCCACAGACUGUUCUGUCUGGUUCACCGUCACUUUCACGUUUGAUCGGUUUGUCACCAUCUGUUGUCAGAAUCUGAAAGCAAAGUAUUGCACCGGGAAAACUGCGGCUGUGGUUCUGACAACAACCGGCGUUCUGCUCUGUUUUAAAAAUGUGCCCAACUUCUUUGUGUAUAGUCCUAUGAAAAUGAUUGGUAAUAUACCCUGGGACUGUAUUCCAAAGCCGGGUUACUAUGCGGAUCACGGGUGGGUGGGAUAUAGAUGGCUUUCUACGGUUCUAACGCCGUUACUCCCAUUCAUAUUAAUACUACUGUUAAAUGUUCUGGCAGUCAGACACAUUUUAGUGACUAGUCGCGUCCGUAAGGGGCUGAGGGGUCAGAGCAAGGUGGAGAACUGCAGUGACCCGGAGAUGGAGAGCAGGAGGAGGUCUGUGAUCUUACUUCUCACCGUCUCCGGAAGCUUCAUCAUCCUGUGGUCGGUGAAUGUUGCCGAGUUUCUUUAUAACACCAUUGCUGGAUUGGAUCAGAAUAAUUACAACGAUUCUGAAUACAUAUUUCAACAAUUGGGAUACAUGCUGGUGAUAUUAAGUUGCUGCACAAACACGUUUAUUUACGGGGUAACUCAGUCCAAGUUCAGAGAGCAGUUGAUCAGCGCAGUGAAAUAUCCGCUCACGUCAAUUAUUCACUUAAUUAACAAACAAACUAUCUAA